AUGAGUAUUGAGAUAGAAGAAAAAAAUAGAAAUUCUCAAGAAAAUAAGAAAGAUAAAGAAAAUGAAGGUGAAAAUAAACAUAAUACAAGCAUGGAAGAUUAUGAAUAUGUAAAAAAAAAAAUUGAAAAUUUAAAAAUAAAUAUAGAUGAAAAUUUCUCAAAUUGUCAAAAUAAUUUAAAUGACAUGAAAUUUGAGAAAGAAAAGAAAAAAAGUAGCGAUAAAAAUUCUUUUGGUGACACCAAUGAAAAUUUUAGUAAUCAAAAUAAAAUUCAUGAAAAUUUAAAUAUCAUUAAUGGUGAUAAUACAGUUAAUGAACAGAAGGAUGGUAAUAUUAAUAAUAAUAAAGAUGAUUCUAAUAAUGCUUCCAUUAAAUUGAACAAUAAAAAAAAUGAUGAUUUAUGUAAUGGAUGUAAGAAAAUUUUAAGUAAAAAAUUAAGUUGUCCUAUAUGUUUAAAAAAUAAUUUAAAUAGUUAUUUUUGUAGUCAAGAAUGCUUUAAAAAUUCAUGGAAAGAGCAUCAAAUUAUUCAUGAAAAUAUCCAAAAUAAUGAAAAAGAUAAUUUCAUGUCAAUAGUUAAGAAAAAGUUAUCUCCAACAUAUUACGAUCCUAAUAAUAUGAAAUAUUGGAGAUAUGAUAAUCAUUUAAAAAAUUUUAUUGAUUUUAAAUUUACAGGUGAUGUAAGACCAUGGCCUAUAUCUGAAAUUAACGAAGUUCCUCAACAUAUAGAACGACCUGACUAUGCAAUAAGUUCUAUACCCCAUUCUGAAUUAAUAUAUAAAAGAAAAAGUGAUAUUUAUAUAAAUAAUGAGGAAGAAAUAGAAAGAAUAAAAGAAGCUUGUAUAUUAGGAAGAAAAGCAUUAGAUUAUGCUCAUUCAUUAGUUUACCCAGGAGUAACAACAGAUGAAAUAGAUAAAAAGGUUCAUAAUUUUAUAAUUAAUAAUAAUGCAUAUCCAUCUACAUUAAAUUAUUAUAAAUUUCCAAAAUCUUGUUGUACAUCAGUUAAUGAAAUUGUUUGUCAUGGUAUACCUGAUUAUAGACCAUUAAAAACUGGAGAUAUUGUAAAUAUAGAUAUAAGUGUGUUUUAUAAAGGAGUUCAUGCAGAUUUGAAUGAAACUUUUUUUGUUGGUGAUAUAAAUGAAAUAUCAAAAGAAGCAAAAGAAUUAGUAGAAACUUGUUAUUUUUCAUUAAUGGAAGCAAUUAAAAAAUGUAAACCAGGAAUGUUAUAUAAAAACAUUGGUAACAUAAUAGAUGCAUAUGUAUCAAAAAAAAAUUUUUCAGUAGUUCGAUCUUAUUCUGGACAUGGAGUAGGAAAACUUUUUCAUACAAAUCCUACUAUCCCACAUUUUAAAAAAAAUAAAGCUGUAGGUAUAAUGAAACCUGGACAUAUUUUUACAAUUGAGCCUAUGAUUAAUCAAGGACAUUAUAGCGAUAUUUUAUGGCCAGAUAAAUGGACAAGUGCUACUUCUGAUGGAAAAUUAUCAGCUCAAUUUGAGCAUACUUUAUUAAUUACAGAAAAAGGAGUAGAAAUUUUAACAAAGAGAACAAAAGAUUCUCCUAGUUUAGGUUUUGAUACAAAAGAUCAUUUAUAUUACACCUAG
This is a messenger RNA of Plasmodium gallinaceum, 1596 nucleotides long. It is a transcript of the gene METAP1b, whose product is annotated as methionine aminopeptidase 1b, putative. Lineage: Eukaryota; Apicomplexa; Aconoidasida; Haemosporida; Plasmodiidae. The coding region runs from base 1 to 1596 and encodes 531 amino acids. The transcript has a single exon. Gene Ontology annotation, molecular function: metalloaminopeptidase activity. The record is from RefSeq and is a predicted model, not a curated record. Gene Ontology annotation, biological process: proteolysis.